UAUAUUUUCCUGAGGUAGGUUUAAGGUGUAGCUAUGGCAGAGCCACGUAUAACAUUCAACGUCGUUGCGCUAGUCUUUCAAGCUCUUCUCAUCGUUCUGUUUGGGGUUUUGGUUGAUUAUGGCGAUGAUGCAGUCCCACCACACGUUAAAGACGGGACCGACGUCAAUAAAGGCUUCAAGAGGCCUUAUACAAACUCUUUACCGGUUUUCUACUCACUGUUUCAAGAUGUUCACGUUAUGRUCUACAUUGGUUUUGGUUUUCUCAUGACCUUCCUUAGAAAGUAUGGUUUUAGCUCAGUUGGGUACAAUUUCUUUAUUGCUGCUCUUGUCUGUCAAUGGGCGACCAUCACAUCUGGAAUAUUCAAUCAGAUCAUCGCUGAGAAAGUCAGCCACAUUAAGGUGGACAUCAAAAUACUGACCGGUGCCGAGUUCUCAGUGGCAGCAGUUCUCAUUACGUAUGGUGCUGUUCUUGGUAAAGUCAGCCGUCUUCAGCUACUGRCUAUUGGGUUCUUUGAAGCAAUCUUCUUUGCUAUCAAUGAAUACRUCAAUGUGCACUAUUUAAAGAUCGCUGAUGCCGGGGGUUCCAUGAUAAUCCAUGCCUUUGGUGCUUACUUUGGACUGGCUGUGGCUCGAGUCAUCUACAGGAAAGACCAUAGUGGCAACGAGAAGGAGGGUUCUGAGUAUCAUUCGGACAUGUUCGCUAUGAUUGGUACAAUAUUCUUGUGGAUGUUCUGGCCUAGUUUCAAUGGUAUCCUCGUUGCUCCUGACUACGUGGGUCAGCACCGUGCCGUUAUCAACACGUAUUACUCGUUGGCUGCCUCGUGUGUCGUCACAUUCGCUAUUUCUCCAUUCUUCCAGAAAGGAAAAAAGCUUAGCAUGGUCCACGUUCAAAAUGCUACUCUUGCUGGAGGAGUUGCUAUGGGAACGGCUUGCAACAUGGUUUUGUAUCCAUGGGGAGCACUGCUGGUUGGUGCGAUUKCAGGCACCGUUAGCACACUUGGUUAUGUCUACCUCACUCCUUUCUUGGAUAAACAACUGAAAAUCCAUGACACUUGUGGMGUCAAYAACUUACAYGGCAUGCCGGGAAUUAUUGGGGGCAUUGUUGGAGGAAUCACUGCUGCGACUGCCAAAGCUGAAACUUAUGGAUAUGACGGGUUGUACAAUAUCUGGGGGGCCAUGGCACCAAAAGCUAAUACAACUGAAUUUACAAGACUGACGGACCUUGGAUACACAGACCUCUCAGCUGGUGAUGGAUUAACUGCAACAAAGAUGGGCGGAUAUCAAGUAGCCGCCGUAGUGGUAACUCUAGGAUUUGCUUUGGUUGGUGGCGUCGUUACUGGUCUUAUUGUCAGACUGAGUUAUUUUGAGCCUCCAGAAGAAGAGCAGCUGUACAGUGACAAAGAUUAUUGGGAGACGGCCCCUGAUAUUGWGCUYAGUGSCUCAGUCACUCUUCCUGCAGCUGAGAACAUUCCUCUUGUGGAGGUUGUGGAAAAGAAAGAGGAAGGUGAUGAUGAAUGAGGAUGCCAUGCGUGUGGUUAUUGAAAAGAACAUUUAAAUCCACAAACUGUGAUUCGAGGGCACGCAUUUAAAGGGACAUGGUCUACCAGCAUCCCUUUCGAGCUUUUACCUUUUUAUGUUUGAAAAUAAAAAUACAUCGUAAUAUAGGCAAAAACUCACUCUUUAUUAUCCCUUUAUACUAUAUGAAUGAAGGUACUGUAAGAUUCGACGUUUAAACCGUUAGAUGGAAACGGAUUGCGAAUGGAUAUUUGAAGUCACCUCAUUUUCCAUAUAUGAAAAAUCUAAAACACGACCGCA
This is a messenger RNA of Exaiptasia diaphana, 1815 nucleotides long. Its product is annotated as ammonium transporter Rh type A. The record is from RefSeq and is a predicted model, not a curated record. Gene Ontology annotation, molecular function: ammonium channel activity. Gene Ontology annotation, cellular component: plasma membrane. NCBI's taxonomy places the organism in Eukaryota, Metazoa, Cnidaria, Anthozoa, Actiniaria, Aiptasiidae. Gene Ontology annotation, biological process: ammonium transmembrane transport; ammonium homeostasis.